This is a messenger RNA of Ochotona princeps (American pika), 1052 nucleotides long. Its product is annotated as transmembrane protein 230-like. The record is from RefSeq and is a predicted model, not a curated record. Gene Ontology annotation, biological process: synaptic vesicle transport. Lineage: Eukaryota; Metazoa; Chordata; Mammalia; Lagomorpha; Ochotonidae. Gene Ontology annotation, cellular component: synaptic vesicle; endomembrane system. The coding region runs from base 71 to 433 and encodes 120 amino acids. The transcript has a single exon.
CCCCGCCAGGGCUCCGGCGCCAUAGGCUUCUCCUCGGGUCUGUCCCUGGCUGUCGCCACGGCAGAGUGUGAUGAUGCCAUUUCGCACUAACCUGGCUACUGGAAUCCCCAGCAGUAAGGUGAAGUACUCGCGACUCUCCAGCACAGACAAUGGCUACAUCGACCUCCAGUUUAAGAAAAGCCCUCCAAAGAUCCCGUACAAGGCCAUCGCGCUCACCACCGUGCUGUUCCUGAUCGGUGCCUUUCUCAUCAUCAUCGGCUCUCUCCUGCUGGCGGGCUACAUCAUCAAGGCGGGGGCAGACCCAGCCGUUCCCGUGCUGAUCACCAGCAUCCUGGUGUGCCUGCCAGGAUUUUACCACCUGCACAUUGCCUACCUCGCAUCCAAAGGCUUCCGUGGCUACUCCUACGAUGACAUUCCAGACUUUGAUGACUAGCACCCACCUGAGCCCCGAGGGGAGUCACCAGCGGCACUGCACCCAGCUCCGAGAUGCUGAGCUGAAACGGUGGCGGACAGAGAAGGCCUUCUGCAGCUCGCAGAUGUUUAACAACCAGUGGCUGGAUUCCACGAGGCUGUUCCAGAAAUGCCAGCGGGGCUCACAAGUAGCUAAUUAGGACAUGCUCUCUUUUAUUUAAUCUCCUGGCCCUGGCAGAAGCUCUCACAAGUUUUUCCACGUGGAUACAUGUCUGGGAAGAAGAGCAAUGUUAACUGGCAGAGAGGAGGCCGUUACAGAGUACAGAAGGUCGUCACCCACUCUUCUGAGUUUUCUUUGCAGUAGUCUUGGUUGCCAGUUUGUCCUUGUAGCAAAUGGAAGAAUGAAGUAGGUCUGAUUUCUCAUUACUAUGUAAUUUGUUUUGAAAAGAUCUGAAUAUCUUAUUCCCUGCACAUAUUUCUUCUUUCCGUGUGGGUCCAUUUAUAGUAUCUUCUGCUUGCUUUCUUAGAAACAGCAGCUAGCAGUGUUUUAGACCACAGUAAGCUUUAGAAUGUAAGCACUUUAUCUGUGUAUCUGUUCACCCUUUUUGACUGGCUCUGGUUCAUUUCCCCAGUGUAGAAUU